AGAGCGCGCAGAUCACUUCAGGUCUGGAUCUGCUGUGAAUGAACUGUUCACUGUUCAGGACUCAUCUGAUCAUCUGACUGGAUUCUGUCACGCUGUUGGAAACAUCUAAAUUCAUCUCUGUCCGCUUCCAGCACCCAUCCAGAGGCGUUUAAGUGUGACUUUUGUUUCUGUUUUUAUGACUGAAGAAGGAAAGAACGGAAGAAAGACUCGAUAAUUUUAGGUUAAAGUUAGUUUUCUUCUAUUGUCAUAUGAAGGAUAUGGGCAGAUGUGGAAAUAUUGCGUUUUGCGCGAUUGUGCUCUUCUACUGUUCUUUGAUUACAGGUGAUUACCGCUGCGUGGUGUCCUCAUCACUUCUCACCUCUGUGAAGAGAAGAGUCGGCGUUUCUGACGUCAACAUGACCUCGUCCCUGCAGUCCGAGACUCCCAUCAGUAAUCAGACCCAGUCCUGGACUAACCACAGCAGCAGUACCGAGCCCACGCCUGGCACCGGCUCCACGGCAGGGACGGUGGCGAACUCACCCACUCCAACGGAGAACCUCACUUUCCCGGGGAACAUCACAGACAGUCGAAAUGGGUCUGAUGUGUCACCUGUGGAUAAUCAGACAGCAGUUACCAUGGCAGGGCCUACAACACCUACUACACUCCUGCCAUCAACGACCCAUGAGCUCACGAGCACCGUCCACAUCAUCACCACCAUCCACACGACUCCUCCUGAAACCACCAGAGCUCCAGAAGUGACCAGCUCAGGGUCGACGAGCGCUCAUCCCAGACAGAAAUCAUCUCCGACAACGUCAUCAUCCGCGGUCAACACACAGAUGUCCACGAGCAGCAGUCCCGUCCAGGCCAAAGCCCACGUGGAUACACCCUCGGCACUGAACGUCGGAGACGACGGCAAUAACAAAGUGUCCACUGACCCACUUCUGGCUGGACUGGUCUCCGCGUUUGUUGUUGUUGCUGCCAUUGUGUCGGUCCUCAUAUUCCUGAAGUUCAGAAACACAAAUGACGGCCCACAGUUUAGCAGACUUCAGGAUCUCCCCAUGGACGACAUGCUGGAGGACGCCCCUCUCUCCAUGUACAGCUACUGAAAAACAGAGACGCUCCUCGGAUAUCUUCAGAGCGCCCAACAUCCUCUGUUCAACACAAGAAAGACAGAUUUGAAUGGCUCAUGUGCUUCAUAGAGGCACAAACACUCCUGUUGUUUCUGUUACAGGACUACAUGUAGCGUAAUACUCCACUUCAGUUGUUAAAUUCACCGUGUGCCGUCAGUGCCUGUUUGUUGGGUUGUAUUCUUGCACUUUACGUGGGUUUUGGGAAGGGUUGUGUGCUGGAGCUGUUUUUGGCUCCAUGUGUUCAUUUGUUUCUCUGAUAGCCGUGUCGUCUCCGGAUCUACUUCAGUCGUGUGUUCGUUACAUUCUGUUUAAUUCUAACUUGCUGCUUUGUUUUGCUGAUCUUGGUUUUGUUAAAGAAAUGCUCCACCUCUCGGUCAGCAACAGUCAUGUUUACAGUAGUGCACUUCUAAUGCAAGUCUAUGAGGCUCUAAAAUAAACAAUUAAAAUGCAUUUUUCAACUGUACAGCCACAAAAAUACACAAAUAAUACACAUUAACAUGAGGCUAGUGUGAUUAAACAGUUUACUAACCUUGUCGGUGUAAAGUUUUUUUGUUUUCCAGCUCCUGAAGAGUCUACACCCUGUAACAUUUGCAUGACACACACAAGAACAGACUUGAUAGCAAAUGCAUUACUGUAAACUGAUUUUGCUUAUUUUUACAAACUGAGGGAUGAACAGCUGAAAUAUUAAAAUGUUGACCCGUAUCGAACCCGUAACAUUUCUUUAAUACUCCAUGAACAGCAUCAGUUAUGAUUUUCCAGUGGUAAUUUCACUUUGUUCUCUGCUUCGUUCCCAAAGAUGUUUCCACUUCUGAUAAAUACUAUUUGUGUUGGUCAUAUAAAUGUUCACUCACUUAAAAUGUCUUCAAAUAGACAAAACAACAACGGUGAAAAUGCAAUUGGCUCUUUUAAGCAAAACAACUAAAUUUUCCUGCUUUUAAAAUUAAGUUUUAAGAUAAAAAAAUAUCUAUUUCGGUGCGCAUUUUAACAGGCAGACAACACUGUCAACGCACAGUAAUACGUUUAGCCAUAGUUUUAAAGGGAUAGU
Messenger RNA from Pimephales promelas (fathead minnow), 2154 nucleotides. RefSeq lists its product as uncharacterized. The record is from RefSeq and is a predicted model, not a curated record. NCBI's taxonomy places the organism in Eukaryota, Metazoa, Chordata, Actinopteri, Cypriniformes, Leuciscidae.